AUGGCGGCCACCACUGCUCCUUCUGUAGGUGGGCCGUCGCACUUGGCCCCGACAGCCGCCCCCGAAGACCUCACUUCUGUGAAGUUACAACUUUCUCUCCGUCGAUUGGGUGUGGGGAGGAAGGAAGUCUCGCCGGACGAGCCCUUCCUUGAGAGCCUGUCUGAGGACGACAGUCAUGAAAGUGCUUCCCCACGCAGCAGUCCUCCGUCAUGGACAUCUUCUCCGUGUUCGCAUCAGUCUCACCCCCCAUCCUCUCAAUUUGCAGACUUGGACGAGGUUAUCCCUUUCUCGCUCUCCAAGUUCCGCCAACGCAGCAACCGCGCUGAAGCCGAGCGGAGGAACCGCCAAUGGCUGUCGGGUACAUUGGCACUGUUGGGGGGGAUGAUGGCCAUGGUACUUGCGGCCUACCAGCUUCGGUUUGCAUUGCCAGUGCUUAGGAAGGCGGCGGUGUCCAGCGUUCCUGCUGCUGCUGCAGGUAGCUCCCGCUCGUAUCAUUCCACCUCUUCUUCGCCCCCGGGAACAGGCGCCGCUGCUCCGGGGAUUGCCGGCAACAUCCAGGAGUCUGUGGCAUCCAAACUAGCACUCCGGCGUCAGUGGAUGUUUGGUAUUUUCGCAAUCGCAUUUUCAAUUUUCUCCGCUAAGUUUGUGGCGAGGCUGCACGCGUGGACGCUGGGCGUUCGUCGCUGGAUGCAGCCCAAUACAGUUCAACGCCGCCUGCCCCUGCAUUCCAAGGUUGAGGAGGAAUUCGCAGAGCUGUACAGUAUCAAAGACGAGUCUGUCGGGACUAAUGAUGACUUCGCCUGGGGGUCGGACCCACUGGUGAUGACAGCCAUCCGCAAGUGUCUCGACGACUACAGAACCCUCAAUAGGCAGACCCAUCAGUCUGCAUUUGCAAUAUUCUUCCACCUGGCGGCGGAGAGUCGCAAGCGGCAAAUUGCGUACUCUAUGUACAGGAACGCCUGCGACGCCCUCCACGCCAAAGUGGAACAAAACCGGCCGGUGCUGAGCGACGAAGUCGCCGAAGUAUUGAACAGGCAACGCGCGCUGCGGCAGCAGUAUAACCGCAUGCAAGACGACAUCAACUUCACUCUAAGCGAAGAGAAUUUGCCGCCUGGCCUAUGCCAGGAGGAGUUGGAAUUCCUUACCAAAGACUUCCGCCCUUCACUGCUCGAACUCGCGAAACACACCAUAUACAGCCUGGACAUGGACCGCAGGUUCAUUGAAGCGUUCAUCAAGCUGCACAACAUCCAUUAUGUGUGGCAGGAGGAAGAUGGCCCAGCAGACGGUAGUCCAAAUAAUAUAGCUGAAGAGACAGACUUGCAGGAACAGCCGCAGCAGCGGCAGGACCAGCGGGUCAGCGAAGAGAAUAAAAGCGUCCCCGAAGAUAUGACCUCCGAAAACAGCAGCGAACUGGCAAUGCAUGAAAGCCAGUUCUGGGAUGCAAGACGAACUCUCUCCAGCUAUCGUAGAGGCACUUUCACACCUAAAGUGCCGGGAUUCGAUCGCUGCUCUCUUCCAGAGUUGCCACUCUCCUUGUUUGCAUACUGA
Messenger RNA from Eimeria mitis, 1548 nucleotides. RefSeq lists its product as uncharacterized. The transcript has a single exon. The record is from RefSeq and is a predicted model, not a curated record. Lineage: Eukaryota; Apicomplexa; Conoidasida; Eucoccidiorida; Eimeriidae. The coding region runs from base 1 to 1548 and encodes 515 amino acids.